Eufriesea mexicana is the source of this 1133-nucleotide messenger RNA. RefSeq names its product DNA repair protein RAD51 homolog A. The record is from RefSeq and is a predicted model, not a curated record. Gene Ontology annotation, molecular function: double-stranded DNA binding; ATP-dependent DNA damage sensor activity; DNA strand exchange activity. Bases 108 to 1133 code for a protein of 341 amino acids. Gene Ontology annotation, biological process: mitotic recombination; DNA strand invasion; reciprocal meiotic recombination. The transcript has 2 exons. NCBI's taxonomy places the organism in Eukaryota, Metazoa, Arthropoda, Insecta, Hymenoptera, Apidae. Gene Ontology annotation, cellular component: condensed nuclear chromosome.
UGGCGUCACGAUAUUUUGGCGCGUAGUUAAUACUUGCUUUGAAUUCGUAUUUUUACAUUAUAGCAUAAAAUUUUCAUUAUUUAAGGCGUAUUAUAAUAUAUUAGAAGAUGAGUGCUAUGGCAUCUACAGCUGCUGUUCAAGAAGAUGAAGAAUGGGAGGAAUAUAAUCCCCAAGCAAAAUUAAUAAAGACUCUCGAAGGAAAUGGCAUAACAGCAGGGGAUGUAAAAAAAUUAGGGGAAGCUGGCUAUCAUACUGUAGAAGCUGUAGCUUAUGCUCCCAAAAAGUGCCUACUUGCUAUUAAAGGUAUCAGUGAAACUAAAGCAGAUAAAAUUUUACAAGAAGCUUCUAAAUUAGUGGUGAUGGGAUUUAAAAGCGCCACUGAAAUUCACCAGACUCGGUCAAAUAUAGUUUUUGUGACUACUGGUUCUAGCGAAUUAGACAGAUUACUAGGAGGUGGUAUAGAAACUGGUUCUAUUACAGAAAUAUUUGGUGAAUUUAGGUCGGGAAAAACUCAGUUAUGUCAUACACUCGCUGUUAAUUGUCAAUUACCUAUAGAUAUGGGAGGUGCAGAAGGAAAAUGUCUUUACGUAGAUACAGAAGGAACCUUUAGACCUGAAAGACUAAUUGCUGUUGCUGAGAGAUAUAAAAUUGCAGGAGAUUGUGUGUUAGAUAAUGUAGCCUGUGCUAGAGCUUAUAAUACAGACCAUCAAACUCAAUUAUUAAUUCAAGCUAGUGCUAUGAUGACAGAAUCUAGAUAUGCAUUAUUAAUAGUAGAUAGUGCCACUAGUUUAUAUAGAACUGAAUACAGUGGAAGAGGAGAAUUAGCUGCUAGACAAAUGCAUUUGGGUAGAUUUCUUAGAAUGUUACUCAGGAUAGCUGACGAACAUGGUGUUGCUAUUGUUAUAACCAAUCAAGUUGUGGCACAAGUUGAUGGUGCAGCUAGUAUGUUUGGUGGUGAUCAGAAAAAACCAAUUGGUGGUCAUACUUUAGCACAUGCAAGUACUACAAGAUUAUAUUUACGUAAGGGUAGAGGUGAAACAAGAAUAUGUAAAAUUUACCAUUCACCUUGUUUGCCUGAGAAUGAAGCAAUGUUUGCAAUAAAUGCAGAUGGUAUUGGAGAUGUCAAAGAAUAA